Amphimedon queenslandica is the source of this 1854-nucleotide messenger RNA. RefSeq lists its product as uncharacterized. The coding region runs from base 80 to 1702 and encodes 540 amino acids. The transcript is spliced from 8 exons. Lineage: Eukaryota; Metazoa; Porifera; Demospongiae; Haplosclerida; Niphatidae. The record is from RefSeq and is a predicted model, not a curated record.
AAGAGCAAAAAGACCCUUCUCUCUUUUCCUCUCUUUCUCUAUCUCUCUCUCCUUUCUCCCUUCGGUCUUAAUCUUUGUGAUGAAGCUCGAGUUUCUGGCACUUUAUGUUGUUCUAUUCGGCUGCAUGUGCAUCUCAUCAGCAAAUAUUUGCUGUACUAGUAACUUCGAUCUAUGUAGCGAUGAUCCACAAUUGCAAGAUACAGGAAUUUUUGAUAUAUCAUUGUCAUGUUAUAAUUCAACCAUACAUUGGAACAAAAAUGAGGACAGUACAAACUAUGAUCUGAACCUUCAUGAAACCUGCUAUAAUGUAACAACUGGAGAAAUGCUUCCUGAUUAUCCCAAUUGCCUAAUUCAAGGCAAGAGAUCAUCUGGGAAUAAAUCAAUCAGACAUAUUGGAGAGUUUGAUGAUGUUGUGUGUUCAUAUGGUGGUUGUAUUGCGUAUGCUUAUUGGUACUGCCAUAAAAAUAUUCCUCAUAUAGGGAACUGCACCAGCCCUACACAAAUUACACAUACCCUAGAGCAGGCCUCAUCAUCAUCAUUAAGUUAUUCCAGUAGUGCUCCAGUUUCUCUGCUUCCCACCAUAUCUCCUUUACCCUCUUCUCUUCAAGAUAUUGCUAGCUUUAGCAGUACAUAUAUUGUAUCUAGCUCCUCAUUUGAUGAUUCAAAAAUGAUGUCAUCCUUUUCAAAAACAAGUGAAACUUCAGGAACUAGAGAAAGCUACAAUGUCUCUACUUCUUUCAUGAGCUUGUUUCCAUCAAUGUCCUCGCCAAUUGUCCCUUCAAUAACUACACUAGCUAAUGGUUCACUUGAUUUGAUUUAUGUCCUUGUCAGUUCAGUAGUAACAAUGCUGCUAUGCGUUUGCGGUCUUUUUGUGAUCCUCCUCCUACUACUAAUAGCUAAGAAAAAACAAAAAUCAAGAUCAAAGCUAACUACAGAUCUCAUUCUAAUGGAUGGACCAAGAAUUGAGCUUUUCUUUGAAGACUUGAAAGGUUUCUCCCUCCAGUCGGGAUCUAUGGAAACUGUGUACACCCCAUUGGAGGGCGGCUACUACAGCACGAGAGGUCACAUUGACACUAGGGACAAGGAGAGUGUCGUCACAGCAGCCUCGAAUGAGAACCUACACAAAAAUGAAAAUGAAGAGAUUGAAAGUACAGAAGAAGAUGGUAACGAACUGGGUGGAACCAGGGAUGAAAAUACCGUCGUUAGCAGUGAGGAUAGUAAUGAGUCAUCUUUUGUGUCAUCUGGUUCCAGUGGGUUUGGUAAUGAUGAUCCUGGACACUUGCAAUUUCAUGGAUUGACACAGUUAACUAACGGAUAUGUGGAAUCCAAUGGAUCCGUGGUAGAAUCCAGUGGACAGUCACACGAAUAUGUACAGCUAAACAAUGGUCACAUGGUAGAGACAACUAACAGACCCACAGAGGCAUCUAAUGGAUACAUACAAACAAAUAAUGGAUCCGUAGAAUCACACGAAUACAUCAAAGAAGAAUCCAGUGAAGAAUCAUAUGGAUAUGUACAGGUAAAUACUGGAGACAUGGAUAUGAAUGGAGACCCGGAAACAAAUGGAUCCAUUCUGUCUAAUGGAUACAUACAGACGAAUGAAGACAUUGAAAUGAUGAAAUUUAAUGGAUACAUGCAGUCAAAGUCUUUCAUAACGAGUGACAUUAAAUUUGAAAACGAUUACAUUCCAAACAAUGUUAUGUAAUGAGACACACCCCUAACCACACCCCCUCAUUAAUUCACAUGUUUCACAGGUAAUUUGAAUAAAUCUUUUUAUAAAAAAAUAACAGCAAUAGUUGUUAAUUAUAGUUAAUUAACUAGCAAUGCACCAGCAUUAGCAUUUUUAGCAGCAGAAGC